CUUAUUAGUUCCACUUGGUGUAAUCUUCUACCUUUCCUUACUCCGGUAUAAUCCCGUCGACUCCACAUCUGAAAUCGUCACUGUAACUGCCUUAACGGAAAAAUGAGCACAGUGCCGGAAGAGGCAAUCGAAGUGAUAUCACAGAGCAUCGGAAUAAGCAAUUUAUCACCGGAUGUCUUGCCAGCUCUCGCCGCCGAUGUCGAGUACCGUAUUCGGGAAAUUAUGCAGGAGGCUAUAAAAUGUAUGCGCCAUUCGAAGAGAACUACUUUAUCUACUGAUGAUGUUGAUUCUGCACUCACCUUGAGAAAUGUGGAGCCAAUAUAUGGUUUUGCUUCGGGAGAUCCCUUACGGUUCAGGAGAGCUGCUGGGCAUAAGGAUUUGUUCUAUAUUGAAGAGAAGGAUAUAGAAUUCAAAGAUGUGAUCGAAGCACCUCUGCCGAAAGCACCACUAGAUACUGCUCUUUUUGCUCACUGGUUAGCUAUAGAAGGGGUACAGCCUGCUAUUCCUGAAAACCCUCCACUUGAAGCACUUGUUCUACCUCCUGAUAACCAAAAGGCAGAGUAUAAGGAGGAUGGAGUUCCUGUUGAUCUUAAAGUACCUGUUAAGCAUGUCUUAUCCCGUGAGCUUCAGCUUUAUUAUGACAAGAUUACAGAGCUUAUCAUGAAUAAAUCCAACUCCCCUCUCUUCAAGGAAGCUUUAGCAAGCUUAGCAACAGACCCUGGGCUCCAUCCCUUAGUUCCUUACUUCACAUAUUUUGUUGCUGAUGAGGUUGCACGGAAUUUGAAUAAUUUUGAUCUCCUUUUUGCUUUGAUGAGGCUAGUCUGGAGCCUUCUUCAGAAUUCUCAUUUACAUAUUGAACCAUAUCUGCACCAGUCGAUGCCGUCUGUAAUGACAUGCCUUGUUGCGAAAAGGCUGGGGAAUAAAUUCGCUGACAACCAUUGGGAACUAAGGGACUUCACAGCAAAGUUGAUUGCUUUAAUAUGCAGGCGAUAUGGUCAUGUCUAUCACAGUCUCCAGCCACGUGUCACGAAGACUUUGCUGCAUGCUUAUCUUGAUCCAGCUAAGGCACUGCCACAGCAUUAUGGAGCAAUUCAAGGGCUAGCAGCUCUUGGACCUGGUGUGGUUCGCCUGCUUGUGCUGCCAAAUCUUGAAGCUUAUUUGCGAUUGUUGGAGCCUGAAAUGCAGUUUGAGAAACAAAAAAAUGAAGUGAAGAGACAUGAAGCUUGGCGCGUAUAUGGGGCCUUAAUGUGCGCUGCGGGUCUAUGCAUGUAUGAGCAUUUCAAGAUGCUUCCUGCAUCUCUAUCUCCAUCAAAUCGGACAUUCCUGAAGAGUAAAUUGAAAGUCUUGACUACAUUGUCAAACAAACGCAAAACCAGCACGGACAACAUGGUCUCACAGCCGCCAACCAAGAAAUUAGUGACAGAUGGUCCUACACCAAUGCUGUCAGAUUCUUUGCCAGCAGACAUACAAGGAGCUACCGAUGGACAUGACACAGUGCUGGCUGUUACAGAUGGGGAUUUAUCAUCAAGUCCACAAGAUUUGCAAAAUAAGAAUGUGACCAAUGUGACGAGACCCAGCAAAAGGGAGAUUACUGGCGAGCAAAGCCAAAAAACAUCAGCUGCUCUUGGUCAGGUCUUGAAGAAGGAUAUGGAUGCUGCAAAUUUAUUGCCACAACUAUUUGAAUAUUUUGGUGAAAGUAUGUUGUUCUUUGCACCUACCCCUGAACUGUCAUUCUUUUUGUGAUCCUCUUCUAGUGGCUAUAAUG
Molecule: messenger RNA, 1765 nt
Organism: Solanum verrucosum
Lineage: Eukaryota; Viridiplantae; Streptophyta; Magnoliopsida; Solanales; Solanaceae
Product: transcription initiation factor TFIID subunit 6-like
Exons: 12
Coding region: 103-1743 (546 amino acids)
Biological process (GO): RNA polymerase II preinitiation complex assembly; transcription initiation at RNA polymerase II promoter
Cellular component (GO): SAGA complex; transcription factor TFIID complex; SLIK (SAGA-like) complex
Molecular function (GO): RNA polymerase II general transcription initiation factor activity; transcription coactivator activity; protein heterodimerization activity
Source: RefSeq, a predicted model, not a curated record